CGCACAAAGUAUUCGAAGUCUUUGCUGAAAGCAUACUAUAAUAUACGUUUUUAUAGUGGCAGUUACUUUUUCCAUUAUACUUUUGUAGAGACAAGUGACUGGGGACCUUUGCGCAACAUGCCUAUCUCCGAAUUUAGAAAAAGGAAACUUCUUUACGUGUUUCACGUAUUUUUUGAUGUAAACCAAAGCGGGACCAUCGAUAGGAAGGAUUUCGAGCUUGCUAUUGACAAAAUCUGCUCCUUACGAGGAUGGGCAAACGGCACGCCGCAGUAUAAGAAAACUUUCGACGAUAUGAUUACAAUUUGGGAGGGACUCAAAUUUAAGGCAGAUGCAAACAAAGAUGGGCAGGUGAGCGUAGAAGAAUGGGCCACCAUGUGGGACGAAUUUUCUAAAACACCAGAAAACGCAUUAGAAUGGCAAACUCAGUACAUGCGUUUUAUGUUUGAAAUGGAGGAUUCCAGCGGCGACGGGGCUAUAGAUGUAGAUGAGUUUACCGGAGUUUGUUCGUGUUAUGGAUUGGAUCCGGCAGAGUGCAAACUAGCUUUUCAAAAAAUGGCACAGGGUCAGCCCAGUGUGAGCUACGAGCAGUUCGAAGUACUAUGGAAACAAUUCUUUACUUCAGAAAAUCCAUCCGAUCCUGGCAACUUCAUUUUUGGGAAAACAAAUUUUUAAUCUAGACUAAGACACUUCUAAUAUCAAUAUUAAUAAUUAGCAUCUUUUGUAUUUUGUUCCAUAUUCCUACUACUAAUAUUGAUAACCUACUUCAUAUUACAUUCUUGAAAAAAAAAUUAUACAAAACAAUGCUUGAGGAAGCUAUACUUAGUUGGUUAUUUGUAAUAUUGAUAGAAAUAGACAAAUUGUACCGAGAUAUAUUUAGCCUAUAAUAUAAAAAGCUAUAAAAUAUAAGGUUUGUUACAAUUUAAAAUUAAAAUAAAUAGAGUUACCCGAACUAUACUAAAUAAACUAGAGAUGUUGUGUUUCAAGAGUUUGAUAUUUUUGCUUCGACCUCGUACUACAAUGCAGAAUUUUGACCUUCUAGUUAACUAUUACCUAAUUUAAAUUAUGGAUACAACGUAUUCCGCAAAAAGCUUUGAUAAUGACAAUAUACUAUACUGCUUGCGUGGUGUACAACUAUUCGAAUAUGUUUCAAAUAAUUUAUAAAAAAAACAAGCCUUCAACAAAUCACAUUCAAAUUCGAUUAAAGUUAUGACUUUUGUGUCGUGAAUAAUACGAGAAUUCUAAUUACUAUGCGUUUAGUACUAUUUCUUGUACUAUGGUCAUUUCUAAUGAUGUCAAAUAAUUAAUAAUAAAUGAAAUUAAUUCGUGAAACAAAAAACGGGUAAAAAUAAUGAGAACUAAUAUUAAUUAUUUGUUAU
Diabrotica balteata is the source of this 1376-nucleotide messenger RNA. NCBI's taxonomy places the organism in Eukaryota, Metazoa, Arthropoda, Insecta, Coleoptera, Chrysomelidae. The record is from the annotation of a GenBank genome assembly.